UUCAACUUGUCUGAAAAUUUGACAAAAAGAAAAAUGUAUAUUAAUACACUUGCAUCUCAUCAGUUUAUUAAAACUUCACAGAACUUUCCCUGUCGAUAUUUUCACCCUCAAAUCCACCAAAUUUUCCUCAAUAUUAAAAAAAGUCAGGACAAAAAACUGGGGCAACUUGCAGCAUUCAAAAAGUUCAGAAAAUGCACUUUGUAAUAACUUGUACUAGUGAAACCAAAUCUCACUCUUCUUUAAUAUACACACAUUAGCCCCCUCCUUUUUCUAUAAUUGGGAUUCUCCAAGUGAACCAACCACCUUGUGGGAGAUUAUAAAUGCACUCAACUUACUCCUCAGUGACAUGAAAAGCAACAAAACAAAACAAAACAACACAAAUCAUUGAGCUUCAAUUGCCUCCUUCAAUCCACAUUUCUUGUCAAUCACUGCAAAAAAUUUUUCUGAGUAAUGGAAAGUGAAGAAGGUCUAUCAGCCCCCUCAACACCAGUAACCCCAGGCACCCCUAGGGCUCCUCUCUUUGGAGCAGCAUUCAGACCUCAUGAAAAGAACAAAAAUGGCAGAAAAUUGUCCCUUCUCAAGAGCUGCAGAUGCUUUUCCGGCCUCGAAGCCGCCAGCUGGAACCUCGAAGAGGGGGUCUUGGCCCCCGUCAGCUGCGCUUUGCCUCCACCCCCUGUCUCCCUCGCGAGGAAGGUUGGAGCUGAACUAAUAGGCACCCUGAUACUGGUGUUUGCUGGGACAGCCACAGCUAUUGUGAACCAGAAGACAAACGGGUCGGAGACCCUAAUUGGGCUGGCAGCAUCGACGGGCCUGGCCGUGAUGAUAGUCAUAUUCUCCACGGGCCACAUAUCUGGGGCCCACCUCAAUCCAGCUGUCACCAUUGCAUUUGCUGCUCUCAAGCAUUUCCCAUGGAAGCAUGUUCCUGUGUACAUAGGUGCACAAGUGAUGGCAUCAAUAUGUGCUUCAUUUAUGCUCAAGGCUAUUUUCCAUCCUGUAAUGGGUGGGGGAGUGACUGUGCCUCAAGGUGGAUAUGCUCAGGCUUUUGCUCUUGAGUUUAUAAUAACUUUCAACCUCAUGUUUGUUGUAACUGCAGUUGCCACUGAUACUAAAGCUGUGGGGGAGCUUGCGGGAAUUGCGGUUGGAGCCACAGUCAUGCUCAAUAUACUGAUAGCCGGGCCUACAACAGGGGCAUCAAUGAAUCCAGUAAGAACACUGGGCCCAGCAAUUGCGGCUAACAACUAUAAGGCCAUUUGGGUGUACCUCACAGCACCCAUUCUAGGUGCUCUUGCUGGUGCAGGUGUUUACUCAGCUGUGAAAUUGCCUGAUGAUGACGACAAAGGGCACGAGAAGCCCUUACCAGAACAUAGCUUCAGAAGGUGAUUCCAUUUACAAGUAAGCAAUGUGAGCUCAGAUCCUUCUUUGAGGCGGGAAAAGCUCGACAAGAUUUGCAUCCUGCAAUAAGAAUGUACGAACAAAUGAUAGCUUUUAAUUUACCUGCCAAUGUAAAGAACAACUUUGGCCAAGAAUUCUCAUUCUAUGUGCAUUAACCAUAUUUCCAUUCCUCUCUGAGUUUCUUCCUUGUUGAAAUUUUCAACUGUAGACUAAGCACGAGAACAAUAUAGGCCUAAAUUCAAUUCAAAGUGGCGUAAAAUCAAUUCAAAGUGAUAUUAAAACUGGAAAUACUCCAACACGAAUAAUCAAGAUCUGCGUAUCCAAGCACCGCAAUAACAUUAGCAACAUUCAUCUGAUACA
Molecule: messenger RNA, 1752 nt
Organism: Striga asiatica
Lineage: Eukaryota; Viridiplantae; Streptophyta; Magnoliopsida; Lamiales; Orobanchaceae
Source: the annotation of a GenBank genome assembly